Physeter macrocephalus (sperm whale) is the source of this 3075-nucleotide messenger RNA. Its product is annotated as arylamine N-acetyltransferase 1. Lineage: Eukaryota; Metazoa; Chordata; Mammalia; Artiodactyla; Physeteridae. The coding region runs from base 377 to 1249 and encodes 290 amino acids. The record is from RefSeq and is a predicted model, not a curated record. The transcript is spliced from 3 exons. Gene Ontology annotation, molecular function: arylamine N-acetyltransferase activity.
UUGUGUAUUAUGUCCUUUUCUUCUGAUCCCAGUCUCAUAGUAUAUUUGCAUUCUGUUUUUUCAUCAUAUUCAUGCAUGUAUAGUUCUGUCUCCAUCUUUUAUUUGUUUUUUGAAUGAAAUGUGACUGGUGACAUGUCUGGCUGGAGUGGACCUUGGACUCUGCAAUCUUUCCAGUGGAGAUGAGGGAAGAUGACUAAAGACAAGAGAUAUUUUGAUGGCUGGUCUUCUGCAUACGGAAGGUUCUUCAUCCUUUCUGUGUGAACUAGGAAGAAGAACUAUCCUAAGUCUUCUGAAUUAAAACUGAGACUCAAUCUACAUUGAACUUCCUCAGAAAGGUAUGCUUUUCUGAGACAUCUCAGCUGGCUCCCUAGGAAUCAUGAACAUUGAAGCAUAUUUUGAAAGAAUUGGUUAUAAGCACUGUAGGAACAAAUUGGACUUGGAAACAUUAACUGACAUUCUUCAGCACCAGAUCCGAGCCAUUCCUUUUGAGAACCUUAACAUCCAUUGUGGAGAAGCCAUGGAAUUGGGCUUAGAGGCCACUUUUGAUCAAAUUGUGAGGAGGAAACGAGGUGGGUGGUGUCUCCAAGUCAAUCAUCUUCUGUACUGGGCUCUGACCACAAUAGGUUUUGAAACCACGAUAUUGGGAGGGUAUGUAUACAACACUUUAGCAAACAAAUAUAGCAAUGCCAUGAUUCACCUCCUGCUGAAGGUGACCAUUGAUGGCAGGAACUACAUAGCUGAUGCUGGAUUUGGACGCUCUUACCAGAUGUGGCAGCCUCUAGAGUUAAUUUCUGGGAAGGAGCAGCCCCAGGUGCCUUGCAUCUUCUGCUUGACAGAAGAGAGAGGAAUCUGGUACUUGGACCAAAUCAGAAGAGAGCAGUAUAUCCCAAACGAAGAAUUUCUUAAUUCUGAGCUCCUGGAAAAGAAUAAAUAUCGGAAAAUCUACUCUUUUACUCUUGAACCUCGAACAAUUGAAGACUUUGAGUCUGUGAAUAUAUACCUUCAGGAAUCUCCAGCAUCUGUCUUUACAAGCAAGUCAUUUUGUUCCUUGCAGACUCCAGAAGGUGUUCACUGUUUAGUGGGCUUCACCCUCACCUACAGGAGAUUCAAUUAUAAGGACAACACAGAUUUGGUAGAGUUUAACACACUGAAUGAAGAAGAAGUAAAAGAAAAUCUAAAAAAUAUAUUUAAUAUUUCCUUGGAGAAAAAUCUUGUCCCCAAACAUGGUGAUAAAUUUUUUACCAUAUAGAGUAAGCAGUAAAAAUGGUCUCAGUAUUACUUCUGGUGCUGUAACUUUUUAUUAUAAAAAAAUUUAGACGUCUAUAAAAGUAGAGAGAAUGAAAUAAUAAACCUCCAUUUGUUUAUCACUCAGUUAUCAGCUAUAAACUAGAGGCCUAUCUAUCAUAUUUUCUCAAUGCUCCCACAUUAUAUUGAAGAAAAUGUUAGACAUCAAAUCAUUUCACCUUUAAAAAUGUCACCAUAUAAAAUUAGAUAACAUUUUUAAAAACAUAACCAUAUACCUUUACAAAAAUAAUAAUAGCAAAGAUGUUUUAAUGAUGGCCUAUGGUUUUCUUGAGGAAAAAGUGAUUUAUGCUAGAAAACUUUCCACAUUGGUUGAAUGUUGAAUUCAUAGAACAUGUUUACCUAUCAUUCAGUAACUAGAACCUUGAGGAAAACUUUUUUUAUUAAAUUCUACCAGUGUAUAUCCAAUGUCAUAUUUGUGCAGAAAUACAACAUGUAUAAUGGGAUAAUUCAACCAAAAAGAAAGAGACAUGACAUUGCUUCCAAAUAACCUAAUAUUUCUCAAGACGAGGUGUAAACCAAUACUUGUUAGCAUGUGAUCAAGUACCAAGAGAGGGACACAACUAAUAAUUUCUUACAUGGCUCUUUUUGCAACCACAGUUCUUCAAAUACCAUUUUUCUUAAUAUGGGAACACUACUAUUUAUAAUUUUCAAAUUUUGGAACUCAGUAUUUUUGCUUAAAAGUAAUAAGUACUGCAAAUUUAAAAAUACUUAUUAUCUAAAAUCUUGAUGUUGGAAAAGUAUGUUAAAACAUUGUUGGCCAAUACAAUAUCAGUCAUAAAAUUUUUGUUUGGCAGAGUUAGGUUAUUAUGGGGUUUCUUUUUUUUUUUCCUGCAGUAGAGUCUUCCUUGAAUCCUCUUUCUUGUUUCCCAGUUCUAUUCUUUUACUUCCUUUUACACUUUGUUGUAAGAGAAAGAGUAUGUGCUUCAAAGUAUACAGUUCUGAUUUCAAAUCCUGUGGAAACCAGGUGAAUUAAUUGAAGAAUCUGUGGCUCCCAUUCCUCAGGGAUAAAAUGAGGACAAUACCUAUAUGAAUAAGUGCCAAACCUAGAGCACCAUCUUCCUUCCCUCACGUUGGCCUUGUUCAGCUCUGCUGCUAUCUUGCAGCAUGGUCAGGUCAUGUAUGGUACUGUUGGACAGAAAGGAUUUUCUCACAUUCUGAAAAGACAAUGCCAAGGGAGGAGAUGUAGGCAAGAGAUACAUUCCAGAUCAAAAUGUGGCUCAAGAGAGGACCUUCAAGAUGGCGGAGGACUCAAAUAUUGAGGUCACCUCCCAACAAAUACAUCAAAAAUAUAUCUAUAUGUGGAACAACUCCUACAGAACACCUACUGAACACUGGCAGAAGAUCUCAGACUUCCCAAAAGGCAAGGAAAUCCCCAAGUACCUGGCCGUGUGGCUGACAGGGACUUGGUGUUCUGGCAGGAUGUCAGGACUGAGCCUCUGAUGUGGGAGAGCCAAGCUCAGGACAUUGGAUCAGCAGAGACAUCCCAGCUAUACGUAAUAUCAAUCUCCAAGAGUUCCCCAAAUAUCUCCAUCUCAACACUAAGAAACAGCUCCACUCAAUGACCAGCAAGCUCCAGUGCUGGACACCCCAUGUCAAACAACCAGUAAGGAACACAAACACACGCAUUAGCAGAGAGACUGACUAAAAUCAUAAUAAGUUCACAGACACCCCAAAACACACCACCAGACAUAGUCUUGCCCACAAGAAAGACAAGAUCCAGCCUCAUCCACCAGAAUACAGGCACCAGUCCCCUCCAAUGGGAAGCCUACA